This is a messenger RNA of Vigna umbellata (rice bean), 1711 nucleotides long. It is a transcript of the gene RUS3, whose product is annotated as root UVB sensitive protein (Protein of unknown function, DUF647). The record is from RefSeq and is a predicted model, not a curated record. NCBI's taxonomy places the organism in Eukaryota, Viridiplantae, Streptophyta, Magnoliopsida, Fabales, Fabaceae.
AGUCCCUUCGUGAGUUGAGUUUUAAGUUUCCACAAACAACCUGCGAACUGCGAAGUGAUUAAGGUUUUGGUGGCAAUUCAACUCCUUUUUCUGGGCAUGGAAGCAUCUUCAUCCGUGUCUAAUAAGACCAUAACUAUAGAAGAAUGGAACGGUUCAUCACCCACAAAGCUCUCUAAGACUUUCACCAUCAAGGCUUCUUCUUCCUCUGUCACCAUUACAAGAUCUGGUGCCCGAUUUAGCCAUGUUUGGAGACGCUUACUUCAAGCUUUUGUCCCUGAGGGUUUUCCAAGCAGUGUGACUGCAGAUUAUGUUCCUUUUCAAAUAUGGGACUCAUUGCAGGGCCUUUCAACGUACAUAAGGACCAUGCUUUCUACCCAGGCUCUCCUGAGUGCUAUUGGGGUUGGUGAAAAAUCAGCUACUGUCAUUGGUGCUACUUUUCAGUGGUUUUUGAGGGAUCUAACAGGUAUGCUUGGAGGAAUCUUGUUCACUUUUUACCAGGGAUCAAAUCUUGAUAGCAAUGCAAAAAUGUGGCGUUUGGUUGCAGAUUUUAUGAAUGACCUUGGAAUGUUAAUGGACCUCAUUUCUCCAUUGUUUCCAUCAGCUUUUGUGUUUGUUGUUUGCUUGGGAAGCAUCUCAAGAUCUUUCACUGGUGUUGCUAGUGGAGCCACUAGAGCAGCUUUAACUCAGCAUUUUGCUCUUCAGGAUAAUGCUGCUGAUAUAUCUGCUAAGGAAGGAAGUCAAGAAACUGUGGCCACAAUGAUUGGCAUGGCCAUGGGUAUGCUUGUUGCUCGCAUUACCAUUGGAUACCCACUGGCCAUAUGGUUUUCAUUUCUAUCUUUGACAGUGUUUCACAUGUAUGCAAAUUACCGAGCUGUUCGAUGCCUGGCAUUGAACUCAAUAAACCCUGAAAGAAGCUCUAUUCUUUUGCAUCAUUUCAUGGAGACUGGCCAAGUUCUCUCCCCUGAACAGGUCUCUUCACAGGAGCAUGUUUUGCCCAUACGGUUCAUUUCAUGGAGCUCAAGGAAUUCUAAUUAUAUGCAUAAGAAAGUACGUUUAGGCAUGAGGAUUUCUUCAUUCGAUAACAUGGAAAUUAAGGAGCAUUUGCUUUAUGCGGCAUCUUACUACGCAAAAGCCAAGUAUAUACUUGUGGAAAGGAAGGGAAUCGUUGAUGUUAUUGUGCAUAAAGAUUCGAAUGCUGCUGAUGUCCUAAAGUCAUUCUUUCAUGCUCUGGUCUUGGCAAAGGAUGCUCAUAAAAGCAAAUCCUUGCAUUCAGAUGGCCAAAAGUGGGUUGAUAAUCAAUAUGAAUUAUUUAUUAAGAAGCUCAAGUCAUUAGGUUGGAAAACUGAACGGCUUCUAGCACCUAUAAUAUGGAGGGCGUACUGGAGCUAUGAACCAUUGGAAGAAAAAAUUGAUUAGGGUAUCAACAUUGUCCAUUAACAUUAGCUGUGGCUCUGGAAUGAAUUGAGAUUAUUUUAUUAGGAGAUUGAAUAUAUAGCCCUUGCCCUUGCUCCAAAAUGAAAUGAUUAUUUAUAUGCUUGACAAAGUUGGUGAUGAACUUUUUUCAAUUUUAUGAUUUCAUCAAAGUUCUGUCGAGGUUUUUCUUGCACUUGCACCUUAUUUAUCUCUUGUACUAGUGCCAGUUUUAAGUUUAGAAAGAAUACAUGUUGGCUUUUAUAUACACGUCUCAGGUGAACAGAAGUUCCCUUUCACA